This is a messenger RNA of Prunus avium (sweet cherry), 1227 nucleotides long. Its product is annotated as Thioredoxin superfamily protein. The record is from RefSeq and is a predicted model, not a curated record. Lineage: Eukaryota; Viridiplantae; Streptophyta; Magnoliopsida; Rosales; Rosaceae. Gene Ontology annotation, cellular component: chloroplast.
AUGUCGUGUCUUCUUCUCAUUCGUAGCAUAAUUCAGAAUUCAGAUAUGGCAAUUGGAGCCUCACGUCUCAUCAACUGCCAGAGAUUGCAGAACCAUAUCCUUGAGAUAUAUCAGAAUUUUGGAGCUAUUUGUUUCAUUCUUUUUUCUCUUUUCAUACCAGUUUUCCACCAUUUCUAUAUGUAAAUGUCACAGGUUGAAUGUAAUUUUCUGAAGAAAAGGCAAUAGAAAUUUAAGAAUGUACUGAGGAUCAAUAGCUCAUCCUGCAAAUUAGGUUAAGUUUGUGUUUCGUUCCAAUGCAAAGUCACACUAUUCUAAAUGGCAAGGCCAGAGCAUCAUUCAAUUUUGGAACAAAACCAAACACAAAACUUGGUUCAAUAAGUCCCUCUGAAUUUCCCACCUCAAUUCCUGGGAGAACACAUGUUAGAUCAUGUCUUAUGAGGGCCAAAAUUCCACAUUGCCACGCAUUCGAAAGAAGCGUAAACCAAGCAGAAAUGACUGAUGAAGAUGAUGAUCUGUGUCCAGUUGAAUGCGUUAGAGAAUUUAAGACUGACGAGGAAUUGUUCAGAAUUCUCGAAACGGCUAAAAAAACCGGUUCUUUAGUGGUUGUAGAUUUUUAUCGCACAUCAUGUGGAAGCUGCAAGUACAUAGAGCAGGGGUUUUCAAAGUUGUGCAAGGGAGCUGGCAAUGGAGAAGCCGGAGUGAUCUUCUUAAAGCAUAAUGUAAUUGAUGAGUACGAUGAACAAUCCGAGGUUGCAGAGCGACUUAGAAUUAAGACGGUGCCUCUCUUCCAUUUUUACAAAGAUGGGAUUCUCUUGGAGGCGUUCCCAACCAGAGACAAAGAUAGGAUUAAUGCAGCCAUUAGUAAAUACACAUCGCCAGAAUCUGAAGAAGAUGAUGCUUGAGCUACACCAAUCCCUCAAAAUAUAUAAGAUAAGUGCUUUGGACUCAUUUGUGGAUUGUAAUAUAUUCGAGCUCCGGUAUGUUGGAUGAGAUUCAUUACUUUAUCUAUAUAUAUAGCGUAUAUAACAUUGGCGCCAAGUGUGAGGGAAUGCUAGACGUUUGGUAAUUUCUCCUCGGAUCAUAAUAAAAGAUCCCAUUAAAGCUUGAGACAAGUUGUGAAUUUCCCUUACAGCGAAAAGAAUUGGGAUUGGGAAGAAGUUGUUAAUAAUAGAUUACCGAGAGAGGUGACAUAGGGAUUGUACCAUUCAAAACUUUUAUUUUCAUGCU